AUGGCCAGCAACUCCAGUGCACUGCCCCGGGUGACUUUCCAGACGCCAGAGAAACCUGGGGAGGAAUCAUCACACAGGAAACUGGGCAAGUUAACCAUCAAGUACAACCGCAAGGACCUACAGCGCUGGCUAGACCUGGAGGAAUGGAUCAACAGCCAGCUGCAGGAGCUGUACCAAUGCCGGCUAAGAGAGGAAACAGAGGCAGCAGCUCCUGAACCACAAAUAGAUCUUGAAGAUCUCCUGGAGGUCCCUAAUGAAGAACAGAAAUUAAAACUACAGCAAAUCCUCCAUGAGUGUGCCAGCCCGACAGAGGACUUCAUUACGGAGUUGCUUAGUCGAUUGAAAGGUCUCCGGAGAGUCACCAAUCCUCAGAAGAAAUGACCUUGUCCACAUGGAGCACCCAGCUUUGGUCACAAGAAAACGUGUAUCUUCCCCACAAAAACCAGGAUCAGCAGCAUCACUUCAGAGUAUGUUUAGGACUUACUGUUACUGAGAAACAUCACUAAGUUUGUGAACUUUGUACCAGUGGUUUGAAGUCUCCUCUCCUUCCAGAUCUAUGCACACAGCAGGGAGCUAGACUGUAUAUCUUCCUGAUUCUUAAAGGGCAUGUUAACCUGGGGAACAGGACAAGAUGUCCUUCCUUUAGUUUCCUCUAGGAAUUUCCAUGCUGGCUGAGGAGCACUGAAUACAAUUCUCAGGAGCUCAUCAAGACUUCUUUCUUUCCGUCCACUGCAAGGAAAACAAGGCAUUGGUUAUCACUCAUUCAUCAACAUGGAAAAUCAGUUACUGUUAAGCUGCACCCUGUUUCAGUCUGGCUGGGACCCAGCUGUGAUCUCCUGCUUGUUACUGCUGUACCUGACUCUACAGCAUUGCACGUACUUUGUAAGUCUUAUUAAGCCUCUGUUAUUCAUGAAGGUUGGACAGAAAAUAUACAGCAGCAUGGAAGGAAAAUGUUUGAGUACACCUGGUCUACUUAAAGGGAAGUUAGUGAAACAGCUGCUAAGGCUAAUGGAAGAGAGAUUGUUUUCCCUUUUUGUGGAAUUUAGGACUUAAUGAUUUAGAAGCAUCUUCUAAAGAAGCAAAGUCUGGGAAUGAUUUUUCUCAUCAUUUAAAAAGAUGUUGGAAAAAUGCUUAUUUUGUAUAUUAAACCAGGGAAAACCAGCUGUGCACUGCUUGCUUUUGUUCUCUUUUUAGACACUAAAGAAAAACUGAAGUGAAAAAAUACCUGCUCCCAAUUUCCCUGCAGGGACCAUCUUUUGCAGACAGGUAGGUCUCACAAAUGGGAAGUAGGACACAUUGCCUUGCUGCACAAACUCUUCUGGCUACAACUAACAUGUGGCUGGAAAAAUACAGAGGAAACUACAUCCAGCCUCUAAGCAAGUCAGUAACUUGACACAUGUGGCUAGGAAAUAAGACAGCAAAUGGAGGCUGAUUGCUUAGGCAGAGCAGACUCUCACAUUAUGUCCUGCCCCUAUGCUCUCAUGCCUGCCACUCAAACACAAGAGAUGAGUUGCUGAGUCACAUGCAGAGGGCGGCCUAUGUACCAGUAUUUUCAAGGCUAGCUUUUGAGUACAUGUUUUGUCAGACAGGAACAGAAGGGGCCAACACUUUGGAACAAAAGGGACAUGCAGGUUAGCUAACAAAGACAAACAAGAACUCUUGGGCUGGACCAGUAAUAUCUUAAAUACAUUAGUCUUUUCAUCUUUAUCAGUACCAGGGUGAUGACUAUUACCUUUUGCUUCCCUCCUGUUUUCUAGCAGAAGUGUCAGUGAACAAGCUGUGGGCUGUGCACAUCUCUGAGAGGACAAAAUCCAAGCUGCAGUUAACUGUGAUGUAAGGGCUGGCUUCCCUUCACAUGCUGUUCUUGUAUGCGACAGCCUCCUGGAAGUUAGCAAGCCGUGCAGCUCAUACCUUGUCCUAAGGCUGCUCCAAGAGGCUCCAAGCCUCACCCACUAGGCUGGAGAAAUGGUCUUUCUUUAUCAGGUCCAUAUAUAUCUAUGGUAGCUCUAGGGACAUGCCAUUUCUUGAUUAAUAAGGGGAUAAUAGGACAUGCCUGCCCUCCUGAAAUCUCAACUUUGUAAGCAAAAUAACAACAAAAAAAUAAAUCCAGAGCUGUGCUGGUUGUAGAUCUGGCAUUGCUCAUGGAUUGACACCUGCUAAGACAUAUAUCACAGCCCUUGAGAAAGGAGAUAUAAAGCACACUGACAAAGAGCUCUGAGCACUGUUAAAAACACAGACUAGGUUCAAACAGAAGUUCAGGUGGAAGAUCUAUGUGGACAGGCC
Haliaeetus leucocephalus (bald eagle) is the source of this 2283-nucleotide messenger RNA. RefSeq names its product protein phosphatase 1, regulatory (inhibitor) subunit 14D (gene PPP1R14D). Bases 1 to 381 code for a protein of 126 amino acids. The transcript is spliced from 4 exons. Gene Ontology annotation, cellular component: cytoplasm. Lineage: Eukaryota; Metazoa; Chordata; Aves; Accipitriformes; Accipitridae. The record is from RefSeq and is a predicted model, not a curated record. Gene Ontology annotation, molecular function: protein serine/threonine phosphatase inhibitor activity. Gene Ontology annotation, biological process: regulation of phosphorylation.